Messenger RNA from Prunus persica (peach), 1331 nucleotides. Its product is annotated as bark storage protein A. Gene Ontology annotation, biological process: nucleoside metabolic process. The transcript has 5 exons. Gene Ontology annotation, molecular function: catalytic activity. Bases 65 to 1138 code for a protein of 357 amino acids. Lineage: Eukaryota; Viridiplantae; Streptophyta; Magnoliopsida; Rosales; Rosaceae. The record is from RefSeq and is a predicted model, not a curated record.
CCCGUGUAAAUUUUCUUCUGUAGAUUUCCUAAUUUCCCUAACUCUUAUCUCUUUGUCUGUAAAAAUGGGUGGUUCAGAAGUAGCUUGGCCUUGCAUAGUUGUUUAUGCUAUGAUGAUGAUCAGUUUGAUGCUUAACACACAGCAGAUACAUGGUGCAUUGCCGGCGAACACACAAAAGCUGAUCGACGAGGCCAACAAGCGUGGCCCUUAUCUAGGCUUGGUCAUUCCAAAUUCUUUUGAAAUGAACCCUCUUCUUCAGUCUCCGCACUUCACCUCAACUGACUUGAUCAUAGAUUUUUCCGGAAGGAGAUUUCGAUUUGGAACCAUUGCUAACAAGAAAGUCAUAUUAGUUAUGACAGGACUGUCAUUGAUUAAUGCAGGCAUAACCACUCAGCUUUUGUUAACCCUAUUCAAUAUAGAAGGAGUGGUGCAUUAUGGCAUAGCUGGCAAUGCAAACCCAUCUCUCAACAUUGCAGAUGUUGCCAUUCCUCAUUAUUGGGCCCACACUGCUCUUUGGAACUGGCAGAGAUAUGGGCAAGGGCCUGAAGAUGAGCUACCUCUUGAAGCAAAUGGAGACUACACAAGAAAAAUAGGGUACAUAAACGUUGCAAAUUACACAGUGAAUGUGACAGAUGGCAGCUCAUAUGGCAACCUGUUGAACAACAUUUGGUUUCAACCAGAGGAAGUCUUCCCCAUAGAUGGAACUCCAGAAGAAAGACAGCAUGCCUUUUGGGUUGCUGUUGAUCCCCACUACUAUGAAAUCUCCCAAAAAGUAGAGGACGUGAAAUUGGAAGGCUGCCUCAACUCAACAACAUGUUUGUCCAAUAUACCAAAAGUGGCAAGAGUCCAAAGGGGAGCAAGUGCAAGCAUUUACCUAGACAAUGCUGCUUAUCGUGGCUUCCUAUAUAACAAAUUCAACAUAAGCCCUGUGGACAUGGAGACUGCUUCUGUUGCCUUGAUAUGUCUCCAACAAAGGGUUCCCUUCAUAGCCAUCAGGGCGAUCUCUGACUUGGCCGGCGGUGGCUCUGCUGACUCGAAUGAGGCGGACAUGUUCACCCCUCUCGCUGCCAAGAACUCGGUUACAGUUGUUGUGGAAUUUAUCAAACAGUUAUCAGCUGCUGCUACCAUCUCUGUUUAAUAUUCAUGAUUUUGCUUCUUUUAUUACUUUUGUAUGCAACUUUUGUAAUUUUAAAUAAAUUGAGGGCCUUUUUCGAAAAUGGGACCCCCCUUGUUGCUGCUCUUAUUUGUUUGGGGCAACCCUUGCUUGCUGCUGCUCUUGUGCUGCCUCAUUAUGCAACUUUAUUAUUAUAUUGUCAAAGCAUUUAUAAGAA